GGCCUCCCGCCCGCACCCGCUCGCUCCCGCGGCCCUCGCUCGCCUCGCGCCGGCAGUUUUGGGCCUACACCUCCCCUCCCCCCGCCAGGCACCAAAGACUUGACCACGUAACGAGCCCAACUCCCCCGAACGCCGCCCGCCGCUCGCCAUGGAUGCCGGUGUGACUGAAAGUGGACUAAAUGUGACUCUCACCAUUCGGCUUCUUAUGCACGGAAAGGAAGUAGGAAGCAUCAUUGGGAAGAAAGGGGAGUCGGUUAAGAGGAUCCGCGAGGAGAGUGGCGCGCGGAUCAACAUCUCGGAGGGGAAUUGUCCCGAGAGAAUCAUCACUCUGACCGGGCCCACCAAUGCCAUCUUUAAGGCCUUCGCUAUGAUCAUCGACAAGCUGGAAGAAGACAUCAACAGCUCCAUGACCAACAGCACGGCGGCCAGCAGGCCCCCGGUCACCCUGAGGCUGGUGGUGCCGGCCACCCAGUGCGGCUCCCUGAUUGGGAAAGGCGGCUGUAAGAUCAAGGAGAUCCGUGAGAGUACGGGGGCCCAGGUCCAGGUGGCGGGGGAUAUGCUGCCCAACUCCACCGAGCGGGCCAUCACCAUUGCUGGCGUGCCGCAGUCUGUCACCGAGUGUGUCAAGCAGAUCUGCCUGGUCAUGCUGGAGACGCUCUCCCAGUCUCCGCAAGGGAGAGUCAUGACCAUUCCGUACCAGCCCAUGCCGGCCAGCUCGCCAGUCAUAUGUGCCGGCGGCCAAGAUCGUUGCAGCGACGCUGCGGGCUACCCCCACGCCACCCAUGACCUGGAGGGACCACCUCUAGACGCCUACUCGAUUCAAGGACAACACACCAUUUCUCCGCUCGAUCUGGCCAAGCUGAACCAGGUGGCAAGACAACAGUCUCACUUUGCCAUGCUGCACGGCGGGACCGGAUUCGCCGGAAUUGACUCCAGCUCUCCAGAGGUGAAAGGCUAUUGGGCAAGUUUGGAUGCAUCUACUCAAACCACCCAUGAACUCACCAUUCCAAAUAACUUAAUUGGCUGCAUAAUCGGGCGCCAGGGCGCCAACAUUAAUGAGAUCCGCCAGAUGUCGGGGGCCCAGAUCAAAAUUGCCAACCCAGUGGAAGGCUCCUCUGGUAGGCAGGUUACUAUCACUGGUUCUGCUGCCAGUAUUAGCCUGGCCCAGUAUCUAAUUAAUGCCAGGCUUUCCUCUGAGAAGGGCAUGGGCUGCAGCUAGAACAGUGUAGGGUCACUCAUAACUCCUUUCUGCUGUUUUCCCAUGAUCCAACUGUGUAAUUUCUGGUCAGUGAUUCCAGGUUCUAAAUAAUUUGUAAGUGUUCAGUUUCUACAUAACUUUAUCAUCUGCUAAGAAUUUAAAAAUCACAUUUUCUGUUCAGCUGUUAAUGCUGGGAUCCAUAUUUAGUUUUAUAAGCUUUUCCCUGUUUUUAGUUUUGUUUGGGUUUUUUGGCUCCUGAAUUUUAUUUCUGUUUGUCGAUAAGAAAUGUAAGAGUGGAAUGUUAAUAAAUUUCAGUUUAGUUCUGUAAUGUCAAGAAUUUAAGAAUUAAAAAUGGAUUGGUUAAAAAAAAAUUGCUUCAUAUUUGAAAAAGCUGGGAACUACUAUCUUAAACUGUUGUUGGUGCUUUUUUUUUCCUCCCCUUUUCCUGUUAGGUGUUUGUGGGGAGGAGGGAGAAGGGUGGGCUAGUCCUUGGUACUCCCUCAAGCCUUUCUUACCUUACUGGUAAGAUUCCAGCCCCACUGUGCCCCAACAAAGGAACACGGCAGGUUGGGCCUACCUUGGGAUGUUUGCAGAGACGGGGGGCUCUUCCCGAGAGAGUCAUUUUUCCAGCUGAGCUCCAGAGAGAAGCCUCUGCUUAUUUCUCUGGUAGGAAACAGGCUUUUCCCAAAUGGAAGAUGUAUACAGAUUCUUAGGACCUCUGAUGAAUGGCAGUGUGUUUCAUCCUGCUGUCUAACCAGUCCCCUCAUUUUACCAGUUUAGACUUGGAAAACUAGGGGCCAGGGAAGGUGUGGGAAGAGGGAAGGGUAGGGGCUGGAGGAGGGAGGAACUGGAGUAAGGGAUAUGGGGAAGGGUGGGUCUGAGGGCUUGGGAGGGUAACAGCUGCAGGGUGGUGGUGGGGUCUUGUGUGGGUGGCAGGGGUGGUGCCCGUGGGGAAUGGACGUGUCAAACAUGCACCUGUGGCAAUCUGCCUGUCAGGAUGUGGUACAUACAGAAAUGAGGCCCAGCUUCCAGUUCUUCAGCUGUGUGCAAUAUUUAGAGAAAUCACUAUACCAGGAAAUGAUCCUGUCUCAUGGGUCAGUCUUCACAGGCAGGACUGUAGAGUGAUCCAUCGCCUAAGGGUCUAAGAAUGACCUGAGGUAUUAAAAAUGCAGAUUCCCACCCCAAGGCUAUUUAUUGCAUAUUGAAGGAAGGUCCCGCUGCGAAGGCCCUGCAACUUCCUGUCAUCGGUCAGUGGAACUAGACUGGACCUGAGGAGAGAAAAACAAUUCUGUACCAUUAGGCAAAACCAACAAAAGAGAUGGCAGUAUAAGACAAUAGACAGUUAGGUGCCAAAAUGUGUAGUUCAAACCCCAGGCAUUAUGGGAGAUCAGCAACAAAGAGAAAUUCCUGUGGGAGGGGAGUACUUUCCAUAGUAAAUAGUUGUUGAGGCUUAUUCUCUAGGGCAUCUGCUCCUUCCUGAGGUAGAGGCCUAUUGCCGAGAGCGCCUGGAGGUAACAUUGGGGUCAGCCGCGCACUUCACACCCACUGUGGGGUCAGGUAACAGUCAAUGAAUGGAGCCCAAAUUCUGGCGUUAGACCUGAGUUAAAAUUUGGAUCUUGCCAUUUAAUUGUGCCUUGGGCCAAAUUAACCUCUAAAAUGGAGAUGUUAAAACAACAU
Loxodonta africana (African savanna elephant) is the source of this 2875-nucleotide messenger RNA. It is a transcript of the gene PCBP1, whose product is annotated as poly(rC) binding protein 1. Gene Ontology annotation, biological process: positive regulation of transcription by RNA polymerase II. NCBI's taxonomy places the organism in Eukaryota, Metazoa, Chordata, Mammalia, Proboscidea, Elephantidae. The record is from RefSeq and is a predicted model, not a curated record. The coding region runs from base 149 to 1219 and encodes 356 amino acids. Gene Ontology annotation, molecular function: mRNA binding; single-stranded DNA binding. The transcript has a single exon. Gene Ontology annotation, cellular component: nucleus; cytoplasm; nucleoplasm.